AUGUCAGGCGUACGUAACCCCCCCUCCAAACUGCUCGAGGCUGCUGUCUACAUUGCAGGCUGGUACCUCUUCUCGUUGUCCAUCUCCAUCUACAACAAGUGGAUGUUUGGCAAGGGUCUUGACUUCAAGUUCCCCAUUCUUAUUACUUCAUUCCACCAGUUCUGCCUCAUCUUUCUCAGCACAGGCGUGCUCUACCUCCAACCUCACCUCCAUCCCACUGUCAACGAACCCACUUCGCUGGCCAUGAGCUGGCGCAGGUUCUGGGCCGUGUUCCGGAUCGAUUUCUGGACCUACGGACGCCAGAUUUUGCCCUGCUCGUUGGCAUCCAGUGGUGAUAUCGGCUUGUCCAACGUAUCGUUCCGUUUCAUCUCGUUGAGUCUCUACACCAUGUUGAAGACCUCGUCGCUCGUGUUCGUGUUGUUGUUCGGACUACUUUUCCGGCUCGAGAAGUUCAACUGGCGUUUGGUAAUUAUCGUGCUCGUGAUGACAGUUUCGGUGGUCAUGAUGGUCAAAAAACCCGACAACGUCGACUCAGCCGAUGACCAUAACGUGGUGGGUAUAUUCAUGGUUCUCACUGCAUCUAUGGUAUCGGGAUUGCGGUGGUCAUUCACCCAGUUGUUGUUGAAGCGCAACCCCUACACCGUCAACCCCAUUUCCACCAUUUUUUACAUCUCCCCCUCCAUGUGCAUCACCCUCUUCCUUUUUGGAUUGAUCUUUGAAGGCUGGUCCAAUUUCAUCUCCUCGCCAAUCUGGGAACUCAAGGGUAUCUUUGGCACAAUUCUUCUCAUGAUUAUUCCUGGAAUAUUGGCUUUCAUGAUGACCUUGUGCGAGUUCAAGCUAUUGAGUGUUUCCCAGGUGACCACCUUGUCCAUUGCCGGCAUAUUCAAAGAAUUGUUGACCAUCGUGUUGAGCUCGAUCAUAUUUGGAGACAAGCUCAGCUUCAUCAACUGCGUAGGGUUGGUCAUAACCUUCAUGGACAUCUUGUGGUAUAAUUAUUACAGGUACCAUGAAAACAGGCUGUUGAACGAAUAUGCUAGUGUCAAUCAGGAUGAGGAAACAGAGGACGAUAUAGAAAUGGAUGACAGGAGCAAGUAA
Molecule: messenger RNA, 1095 nt
Organism: Suhomyces tanzawaensis NRRL Y-17324
Lineage: Eukaryota; Fungi; Ascomycota; Pichiomycetes; Serinales; Debaryomycetaceae
Exons: 1
Coding region: 1-1095 (364 amino acids)
Biological process (GO): UDP-glucose transmembrane transport
Cellular component (GO): cis-Golgi network; endoplasmic reticulum-Golgi intermediate compartment; Golgi apparatus
Molecular function (GO): antiporter activity
Source: RefSeq, a predicted model, not a curated record